Molecule: messenger RNA, 3675 nt
Organism: Candidozyma haemuli
Lineage: Eukaryota; Fungi; Ascomycota; Pichiomycetes; Serinales; Metschnikowiaceae
Gene: HST6
Product: ATP-binding cassette alpha-factor transporter
Exons: 1
Coding region: 1-3675 (1224 amino acids)
Biological process (GO): transmembrane transport
Cellular component (GO): membrane
Molecular function (GO): ATP hydrolysis activity; ABC-type oligopeptide transporter activity; ATP binding
Source: RefSeq, a predicted model, not a curated record
AUGUCGAUGCAUAACGAUGGUACAGUUUCUAUGGGUCAGACGAAAGCUAGCCUUUUCAUGUUUGCAACCAAAAGAGAUAUUCCAUACUUUAUUUCAGGGUUCAUCACCAUGGUGGUUGCAUCUGUCGGCUCGCCAAUUCAAACACAUAUCUAUGGUAAAGCAUUUGACAAACUUUCAAAAUACAUAACCGGCGGUUAUAAAGGUUUUGGCGACUUCAUUUCAGACAUUAGACUCUUAUGUGGCCUCAUAAUGGUGGUGGGAGUUGUAAGGAUGUUGGUUACAUGGCUAAGUAUACAUAUUUGGCUUAUUCUCGGAGAAAGGCAACAGGAUCGAGCAAGAUCGAGGCUUUUUUCAAACCUUAUGAGACAAAAACUCGAAUGGUACGAAAGAAAAGAGAACCUAAUGGGUUCAAUGGCACAAGUAAACCGUUGUAUCGAAGAAAUCCGAGACGCAAUGUCAGAAAAUAUUGCAUUAUUGGUACAAGGAACCUCAUCAAUCAUUUUGUUACUUAUUUCUGCCAUGAUUUCGUCUUGGUCUCUUACGUUGGUGAUCAUGGCAUCAGCGCCCAUAAUGGCAAUCUCAAGUAUAAUAUUUGGAAAGUUGACUUUCAAGUAUGCAAACAAGGAGAACUGCUUUAGUGCAAAGGCUUCAAAAGUAUUGGAUUGGUCUUUUGUAUCGGGAAAUCUUGUUCGUCUAUUAAAUGGGAAAUUUAAAGAUCUGGUGAACUUCAAUCGGAUGGUGGACUUAUCAGCAAAAGCUUUCACAAGGAUGUCCAUUUCUAUCAGUGCUAACCAACUGAUAUUGCGGGCAUUAUCAUUUAUGGUGUUUGUUCAGGGAUUUUGGUUUGGUGCGUACAUGGUACUGGCUGGGAAGCUUAGGAUUGGACAAGUUUUUACAGCAUUUAGCUCUUGCCUCAUUUUAGGCACCCAUGUCUCGACCGUGGCAUCCGUGCUAGCUCUUCUUAACAAGGGACAAGCAGCUGCCUCAAUGAUUGCGAGAUUUUUAGAGUACGAUGAAUGUAGCCUGGAGGAAGAAAGCUAUGUCGAAAAAGACUUCGAGCCCAUAAUAUAUGGAAAGACGUUACAAUUCAGAGACGUGGGUUUUCUCUACCGAGACGCAAAAAGACCUAGUCUCCAAAAUGUGACUUUUGAUAUUGAUACUGAUAGGCUUACGUUUGUUUUAGGGCGAUCAGGCUGCGGUAAGUCAACUCUUGCCUCCCUCUUAAUGAAGUUUUACAACCCUACUUCGGGAGAGAUAAUAGUGGAUAACCACAACAUGAACAAUUUAACAAGCUCGCAAGUCUCUAGAUUCACUACUUUGGUUGAGCUGAAUGCUCUUGUUUUUGAAAAACUGCUUUAUGAGAAUCUAGCGCUCGGCCACAAAGAGAUCACCGAGAGCGAGGUCAUCAACGCUUGCAAAUUUGCUGAGCUUGGCCCCUUUGUCGACUCAUUGAAAAAUGGAAUUCAUCUGAAAAUGUCGACUGCUCUUUCAGGAGGUCAAAUGCAAAGAAUAGGACUUGCAAGAGCAUACUUAAAAGACAGUCCUAUUCUCAUUCUAGACGAGGCGCUUAGUGCCGUGGAUCACAACACUAGAAAGACUCUUUACCGGAAGAUCAGAUCUUGGAGAAAGAAGCGAAUGACUUUGGUCAUCUCUCAUGAUCUUCUGGAUGUUGAGAACGAUGACUAUGUUCUCAGACUCGAGUCUGGCAGAAUAGAAAGUUUUACGCAACAUACAAAGCCAGUGGAGAGUUUAGGGGAAGACGAGGAAAUUGGUUUUUUGACGGAAACCAAGGAUGAGUUUGAGGCCACUGAUUCGAUAUUUUCUGACGGAACCCACUUCAAUUCUUCUUCUAAAAGAGACUUAGAGGCCAUGCACGAUAGCAGUGAAUUACAGGUUCUUGGCGUCCUUUCGAUUCUCAAGCACUGCUAUUACACUAUUCAGAACAAACUAGGAAUUGUCGUGGGGCUCAUCUUAUCCUUGAUUAGUGGCGUUAUUACUCCUGUUUUGUCAUUCUGUUUCUCAAAGCUACUUUCUAACAUUGUUGAUCAGUCCACACAGCUUCCUCCCAAGGAGAAAGGGGCAGUCUUUUGGUCAGCCCUUGUUAUUGGUCUUAUCGUCGCUGAUGGUUUAAUUUAUUUCACUUCACAUUUUUUGCUUGCCUACUCCUCAGAGCAAUGGGUCGUGGAGCUCAGAAAGAAGGCGUUGGCCGUAAUCAAUGAUCAAGAUAUGUCUUUCUUUUCGAAAAAGUAUCUGAAACCAGCAGAGCUAGUGGCAUUGUUGAUGAACGAUUCUAGAGAUUUACGUAAUUUGGUUUCCGAAUUCUUGUCAGCGGUGCUCUCACUCAUAGCAUUGACACUUUUGGGUUUGAUUUGGUCUAUUGUAUCGGGGUGGAAGCUAGCUUUGGUUGGAACAUCGUUUGUUCCUUUGAUUUUGUUGGUGACUAUAUCAUACGGUAUGAUCCUUCUGCGAUUUGAAACGAAAUACAAAGAUAUGGUUGGUGAAGUUGAAAAGUUCAAUCACAACGCUGUGCUGGGAGUUAAAACGGUCAAGGCAUUUGGACUCGAAAACGAUUUCGAGGGAGACUUGAAAGAAAAGCUUAUUGAGCUCUUUGCUGUUGCUAAGCUUCGUGCUUGUUUUACUGGACUUGGAUUUGCCUUACUGGAAAUGUGCACUAGCAUAGCAACAGGAACAAUUCUUUAUUAUGGAUUGUACCUUGUUGCACGGUUUGAGUAUUCCUACGAGCUGAUGCUUCAAGUGCUUACACUUCUCACGUUUACUAUGGCGUCUGCAUCAACUUUGAUGGGAUCACUUCCCGAAAUUGCAAGAGGACAAAGAGCUGGCACCCUCUUUGCAAGGAUUCUCACUCUUAAUCCACUGCCAAUAGAGACAUCUGGAGAUAAAAAGUCUUGGAGAAUGGCCCAAUACGGAGAGGAAAUCAUCAGCUUUAAAAACAUUGACUUCUCGUACAAUGGUGAACAAUGUUCAUCAAAGAAGGUCUUGAGGGAUUUGUCAUUUAGCAUAAAGACAGGAGAAGUGGUCGGAAUCGUGGGUGCUUCUGGUAGCGGCAAAUCUACCACUGCACUGUUAAUUGGCCGAUUGAGGGAUUGUGACAAAGGCUGCAUCCGAUUUAAUGGAAAGCCCAUCAAAGACUUGGACCCUUUGUGGUAUAGGAAAAAUGUUGUCGUUGUUCCUCAAAGUCCAAAGUUUUUUGAAGGUUCUAUUUGGGAAAACCUAACUUAUGGGAUAGACAAUUCCUUUUUGGAUAAAUCCUUUGUCAUUGAAUGUCUCAAACUUUGCAAUAUAUGGACAUUGGUAGCUUCAUUGCAACAAGGACUUGAUACCGUCUUGGACGAUCGGAGCGUUUCUUCGGGCCAGCUCCAACGUCUAUGCAUUGCCAGAGCUUUGAUUCGUGAGCCCAAGCUAAUUGUAUUUGAUGAAAGCACUUCAAACUUAGAUCAGGAGAAUGUUGAUAUCAUUACAAAUCUAAUAACGCUUGGACUACCAAAAGCUUAUCCUGAGAUGACUUUAAUCUCGAUCACACACGAUGUAAAUGUGAUGGCCAACUUGCCAAGGCUUCUUGUCUUAAAGAACGGUGAAAUAGUGCAAGACGGCACCUUCACCUCGCUCAGCCAGGAAAGUGGCGAGUUCAAAAGACUUACGACAAAUGUUAUGUAA